Messenger RNA from Durusdinium trenchii, 1477 nucleotides. The record is from the annotation of a GenBank genome assembly. NCBI's taxonomy places the organism in Eukaryota, Dinophyceae, Suessiales, Symbiodiniaceae.
UCUACUAAGAAGGCACGUGCUGCUGGUGGUUGUUCUUGCUUCCAAUGCUGUGAGUUGAAACAGAUUCAUGCGGAGACAGAGAAGGCGGAGCGCUUGGUGGUCGGGUUAAAAGGUCGCAGCAUACUGGCAUACUGGGACGGGGCUCGGGUUCAUCAAGAUCACCAAGAGUCCCAUGAGUUACAUUUUGGUGUUGAGGAAGACCCAAGCUCAGCAACUACGACCUUGCAAGCCUCAUGCUAAAUUUUCUUCGCCCUGGAGGCUGCCUUUGAGAUGUUCGGUGGUGUUCUUUAGACGGUAUUCCUGUUGAUGGUGACCUUUGCAAUCAUUUGUAUAACCGUGAAUGACUGCAAAUUGGAUCCUGUGACAGCUCCACGCAGAUGUGAAAGGAAGAAAAUGCAUGAAAAUGCUUGUUUUCGCCGUGUUUCUCAGGCCUGUAUCAUCGUGGAGUCCUCCACAGGUCCUGAUGCCACAUUUGUGCCUCACAACUCAACCCACUCAGCACGGGCUCAAGAUAAGCGAAGACCAGGCAGAUCCAGAAAGUUCAGAGGGAUCACCAUGGCUCAUGGAAGAAUCACCAUGACUCACGGAAAGCCGUCUUUUCGAGGUCCAUUGUUGAGCGUCCUUCUCAUGCUGUUCUUGGCUUAUUUGGAGAUCACCUUCAGCUUGCCUUUGGGGUCACAGACUCGACUGGAGCACGAGACACCGGAGACUCCCAGCGCGACUCCCAGCCCGAGCAGCACUUGCCGGAGCCUUCGUUUGGGCAUGAUUGCCGCGACGGUUGGAGGGAUCCCAUGGGCAUCCUGGGCGCAAAGUGUGCAAUACAAUGCGCAGUUGGGAGGUGAUCUCAGUGAAGCACAAAAGAAGAAGAUCAAAGAAUAUUUAUCCAAGCAGUCAGCAGCACAAGGGGCUCCUGCCGUAAUAGGUGAUCAUACGAUGAAAGUAUAUGUGCCUCCGACAUCUGAAGAGCUCACCGUGGGCUCCAAUGCCUUCAAGGCACGUGUGGCUCAGGUUCGGCCAAUUCUGGGGGACCGCUUGAUUGAGGUGCCCCAAGCAGUUGAGAUGAUCAAGAAGGGGGCGGCCUUUGUCGAUGUCCGGACGCGGGAACAAAUCCAGAGCCAGACCAAUGGGCAGAUUCCUGCUGAUGCUACAGUGAUCCCCUUUGAUGACUGGGUUGGUGGGAUUCCACCAGUCUUUCGAGGGAAGAAGAUCAUUUUGACUUGUUGGAAGGGAAACAAGAGCACCUUGGCCUGGGAAUCUUUGCGUUCUCAAUUCGCAGAUGCUUAUGUGCUGAAAGGUGGGUUCAAUGCUUGGGAAGCUGAUGGACUUCCCAUCAAAACGAUUUGAACUGCCUAGGCAACAUGCUUUAGUACAGCUUUGGCCCCAUGAGCCAGUUGCCUUUUUCCAACUUGUUUGGAGAAAGAGGCACCUUUUUCCAGCGUGACUGGAGAAAAGGAAAUGAACGGACCCAGAUCCUUCA